GCUUCUGACGCGCUAGGCAUGAGGCCGCAGUAGGUAAUGUUACAAAAUUUCAGAAUACAGUUUUAUUCGUUGUUAAUGGAGACUUCUGUAGAAACGUGUAUGUUUAACUGUGCAUGUAUACGUCAAAAAAGUAUUUUGCAACGUGCAUAAAGUCGAAAUCCAUACUAUAAAAUUGCCUUACUGUCGCAUUCGCAAAGGUGCUGAAGUGUGUAUUAAUGUCUUCGUAAUGAGCAAAAUCAUUUGUUUAACUUAGAUUUUAUAUCUCUGGUGCUUCAACUGGAAUGCAGGAUUCUAAAAUGAAAUUCUUAUAAACGAAUAAUUCACCUUACGAAAAUGUGUCCUAUUUUCCUUGCUUUAAACUCGAACUGUAUUGCUUUUCGUACUCUUCUGUCAAUGGUGGGGUAACACCUUGGGGAGACUGGUCCCCCCCUGCAUGUUCCCUGACAUGUGGUGUGGGUGUCACUGGAUUUUCUAUUCGUCGGCGACAAUGCACUAACCCCCCACCAACGAAUGGUGGAGCAGAUUGUACUGAACCAUUACAAGAAACAAGCAACAGACCCUGUUCUAUCCCUGUCUGUCCGAAUAAAAUGGCGGCUGUGAACGUACAACAAGCUGAAAGUGCGUCAGGGUUUGUUGACAACUGGCAAGCGGGGAAGACCCUCGCUCAAUGUAAUUUACGCAUGUUCGAUGCGGAAGAGCUUUGUGACGUCACAUUUCGAGUUGGAAGUACAGGUCACGUGAUCAAGGCCCAUCGCUACGUGCUCAUCAGCAGAAGUUGUGUGUUCCACGCCAUGUUUACCGGCCCCCUGGCGGAGACGUCGGAAGUCAAUGUUCCGGAAAUAGAGCCUAAGGAUUUCAGACAGUUUCUCUUAUACCUUUACACAGACAACACAACUGUUGAUGCUGACAACGUAACAGCUUUACUGUACGCCUCCAGAAAAUAUGCUAUCACCGCCUUAGAAUCACAAUGUCUGGAGAUCCUGGAGAAACACCUCAACGUUGACAACGCCUGUGUGAUUCUAGAUGCUGCUCAUCGUUUUGAUCAAAGCCAGUUGUUUCAGAAGGCCUUGACCUUGAUUAAAGAUACAGGUGAGAGGUCACUACAGUCAUCUGGUUUCCUGACACUGAGCCAAGUGUUGUUGCAGAAGAUUGUGGAGUCAGAUGAUUUGUUAGCCGAGGAGCACGUCAUCUUUAGCGCCGUUAACCGCUGGGCAGAGGCAGAGUGCAGACGUCAGGGAAGGGAGGUAACUCCUGAGACAAAGCGAACGGUUCUUGGAGAGACUUUUUUUAAAGUCAGAUUUCCUCUUUUAAAGCAAAUGUUUAUUGUUAAGGAAGUUAAAGCUAGCGGUCUUUUGACUGAACCAGAGCGCCUCAGCAUCUUGGAAUAUUGUGUAUGCCCUGACAAUGAUGUGAAACCCUUCAACACUAAGCAGAGAAAACAAGGAACCGCACAUUCCAUAACUAGGUUUUCAACACAGUGUGUAGGCUGGGGUGUUUCGAGUGAUGCUCAUGAUGCCAUUUCCUUCCAAAGUGACCGAAACCUAAUGCUCUGUGGAUACAGCCUGUAUGGGCCUGCCUUUGCGACUACACCCUCUACCUACUUUGUCACCACCUACUUUGGGAACGAGGAAGAUGUUCUCCAGUGUAGGAUUCAAGAUAAAACUGAGUACAAAGUCAACAGUCAAGUGUUUGAUGUGAUGUUUGAGAAGCCUGUUGCUAUGACAGCGGGAGUAUGGUAUACUCUGGCAGUGCUGAUACAAGGCAGGGCUACGUGGCAAGGAGAAAAUAGAAAGAGAGAGAUUUUAUGUGCUGACGGUGUGCGUUUUACCUUCAGGGACUCAAAACACAGCAACAAUUGCACUAACGUCGCCAAAGGGCAGAUUCCAUCUCUCCUCUUCCGUGUUGCAUGAACAGUAACAUCCAGGGGACAAUUCCUUAUAUAUAUUUUUUCUUUUAUAAGUGUCAUUAAAAUAAUCGUAAUUGUG
This is a messenger RNA of Haliotis rufescens (red abalone), 1985 nucleotides long. RefSeq names its product BTB/POZ domain-containing protein 6-like. Gene Ontology annotation, biological process: neurogenesis. Gene Ontology annotation, cellular component: cytosol. The transcript is spliced from 3 exons. The record is from RefSeq and is a predicted model, not a curated record. Bases 588 to 1910 code for a protein of 440 amino acids. Gene Ontology annotation, molecular function: protein binding. Lineage: Eukaryota; Metazoa; Mollusca; Gastropoda; Lepetellida; Haliotidae.